AUGAUGACAAUGGGAAAAUGGAUAACGAUGUUGACGGGAGGGGCUAAAAGACGACAACCGGAUUCUGAGGAGGCCGUAUCUCAUGAACACGUGCAACAUGAAUGGGAAGAACAAAAUGAGAUUGAGAAUUCAAGCGAGGAAUACCGUCACCACGCUACAAGAAUAAGCCAACGCCAAAUCCUGAUCGGUGUCGACGAGUUCACAGCGAAGUAUAAUCUCCAUGACAUACGUGAUAUCCUGAGGAAAGGUGCAAUCUUGUCUCAAAGCCCUGAUAGGUUCUGGCUUGUCGAGGGCUUGAACCAGGCUGAUAUUAUGGCUCUGAGCGUCGAAGCGCUGGAAAAACGACGUUGGUUCUAUGGCCGUCAGGAUAUUUUCGACACUAUGACUCUUUUAUCAUACUACCUAGGUGGAGUUGCCAUUGCACAAGCUGGAUUGAUGGUUGGUUCUAGUAUGGUUGAUGACGACGAUUCCAUUUCACCAGCAGAACGGCUAGCAAAGAUAAGCAAAUAUGCUCCGUUUAUUAUAAUUGGGUAUUGGCUGUCGGAACUAUUAAACAGGUGUUCCGGGCGCCGAGGUACUAUCGUGAUAGCUGGGAUCUUCAAUAUCGUAGGUCCGAUAGCAGGUUCCGGUGGUAGUUGGCAAUGGUCAUUGGCCAGUCGAAUAUUCAUUGGGACUGGCAUGGGGAUAUUGUUCUGCUCCCUGUCCAUCUACGGAGCUGAGAUUAGCACUGCUCGUUCUCGCGGUCGUGCGAUAUUAUGGUUGCAGUUGAUCUCGCAGCUGACCCUCAUACUCAUGCUCGGGCUAAUGUUUGUGGUUGGGUUCUUAUUUGGAACACCGGAUCCCACAUCAAAUAUGAUUGUUUUGAAUAAAGCAUACUCUGCUAUCAGUGUCAUGACUUUCUGUCUAUUACUGGUUUGUAUAUGGAAAUCAGUUGAGUCACCCCACUGGUUGGUACUCAGAGGUGAGAUGCACCAAGCAUACAUGUCUCUCUGUCGGCUCCGAAAAACAGAGCUACAAGCUGGGCGUGAUCUAUACAUGAUCUACGUCCAAACUAUACCCGAGCAACGAUGCUAUGGGAAAUCAAGCUUUACUACCAGGUUUCAUCAACUAGUCACGCUACCAAGGGUAAGACGUGCGUUGCUGCCAUGUAUUAUCAUUAGCUUCUACAUGUCGAUCGCCGCCCUACAGAUGACACCCAACCAGGAACUUCAGCGCCUUCUUCAUUCAAGCUUAUUCCCACCUAUUCUGAUGCUUCUCGGCGCCAUCAGUGUUUUGAUCGUCCAAACCGGUCUCAAGCUAUUCGCUGCAUAUGCAAUCGAGGCGUAUGGACGACGUGGGCUGCUUAUGAGGGCAAUGCCGCAUAUCCUUUGGCCAUUGAUGCUACUGGAAGUCAGCGGUGCAUUCUUGAGUCCCCAAGGUUAUUAUAUCAUUAAAAUAUUAUUCAAGGGAUCAGCAGCCACUCUUGUUAUGUCCUUUGCUGCUCAUGUACCGCUCAUAUAUGCUUCUGAGGUUUUUCCUGCGAGCCACCGCGAGAUUGGUUUGGCCAUGACCAUGUCGGUUACAGGGGUGAUCGAAUAUCUUGAGAUUCUGAGUUCGUCAUGGAGAUCCGUUUUCCUCCAUCCUUCUAUAAUGGGGCCGCUCUUAAUUUUGAUGUCGAUUUUGACAUACUUGUUCAUGAGAGAAACCAGCCAAUAUCCGCUGGAAGAGAUGCACAUGGUUUUCGAAGCUUCAACAAAAAACUUGGCAUUGUACCGUCUCUUUGUGGAGCUCCCGUACAAAUUCAAGCGCUAUAUUCUUCGAAAGGACGUGGCCCUUGAACCUUUCGAGGAAUCCAAGUACAACGUUGGGAUGAUCACAUUGGGUGAUACUGGUACCUCGCCUCCGCCGUGA
Molecule: messenger RNA, 1890 nt
Organism: Aspergillus chevalieri
Lineage: Eukaryota; Fungi; Ascomycota; Eurotiomycetes; Eurotiales; Aspergillaceae
Exons: 7
Coding region: 1-1890 (629 amino acids)
Biological process (GO): transmembrane transport
Cellular component (GO): membrane
Molecular function (GO): myo-inositol:proton symporter activity
Source: RefSeq, a predicted model, not a curated record